Hemisphaericaspora subhashii is the source of this 456-nucleotide messenger RNA. It is a transcript of the gene GIM5, whose product is annotated as Gim5p. Gene Ontology annotation, cellular component: prefoldin complex; cytoplasm. The transcript has a single exon. NCBI's taxonomy places the organism in Eukaryota, Fungi, Ascomycota, Pichiomycetes, Serinales, Debaryomycetaceae. Gene Ontology annotation, biological process: protein folding; regulation of DNA-templated transcription. The record is from RefSeq and is a predicted model, not a curated record. The coding region runs from base 1 to 456 and encodes 151 amino acids.
AUGGCAGCACAACAGACAAAGAUUGACUUGAACCAACUCGCUCCUCAACAAUUACUUGAAUUUCGUAAAAACAUAGACCAAGAAGUAACGCAUUUCACUCAAUCCCUUCAAGCUUUACAAACCGCACAAUCCAAAUUGAAAGAUUGUAUAUCAAGUGUGGACAAUAUGGAAAAAUCCAAAUCUGAACAAUUAUUAGUACCAUUGACUAGUUCUUUGUAUAUACCAGGUAAAGCAGUAAAAGAUAGUUCAUAUUUAGUUGAUAUUGGUACUGGUUAUUAUGUGGAAAAGGAAGCAAAAGAUGCUAAAUUGGUUUAUGAAGCUAAGAUUAAGAAAUUAGAUGAAGAUGCAAAGAAAUUGAAAGAUAUCUUGGUUCAAAAGAAUGAAUUGUUGAAUGGUAUUAACAUGAUCUUAAGAAGGAAAGUAAUUGAAAUGGAAAAGCAAGAGCAACAAAAAUAG